AUGAAAAAUAAUUUUGAGCAACUUAUUCCUACACUUCAAAUAUCUUCAUCAUACAAUAAUAAUCUUGAAUUAUUUCGUAUACUUGCAUUAUUUAAUAAAAAUUUAAUUUUUAAUUAUGAAGAUAUUGAAACUAAUAUGAAAGGUUCAUUACUUUUUCCUGAAACAAUUGAAUGUAUUAAUACUAUAUUCGAAAGAUUUGAAAAACUAAAUAAUGAAAAUGAUCCAUCACGUAAUUAUGUUAUGACUGAUCAAUAUAAAUUCUAUUUAAAUCAACUUCGUCAAUCACCAUUAUCACAAUCGAUAUUUACUGCUAAACAAUUAUUUUAUAUUAAAACAUGUUCAUUUUUUUUAGGUGUAUAUUUAUUUGUAAAAGGUCCAGAUUUUUCUUAUCUUUCUGAAGAAUUAAUCCAUCAUUUUGAUAUUGAUUAUGUACAAAUAAUUCUUCUUCAUACUUAUACUAUAGAAUCCUGGAGUAUAGAAUUAUUAAGAUGUAUUACUUCUCUAACAGCUCUUUUCUCUGCUUGUUGA
Messenger RNA from Rotaria sordida, 528 nucleotides. The record is from the annotation of a GenBank genome assembly. NCBI's taxonomy places the organism in Eukaryota, Metazoa, Rotifera, Eurotatoria, Philodinida, Philodinidae.